UCGUUGUACAUUUCUCAAUGUAUCUUAAAGAAUGGAAGACUAUGCACCAAGUCGUUAUAAAAUGCUGGAAAAGAUUGGCGAAGGAGUGCAUGGCUAUGUUUUCAAAGCAAUGGAUCUGCAACGGCAAGAGCCUGUGGCUAUUAAGAAAAUAGCGCUGAAGAAUAAAUUCGGCAACAUUUCUCUGAAUACUUUGCGAGAAAUCAAAACACUGCAGUUAUGCCAAUCGGAAUAUAUAGUAUCAAUUAUUGAUAUAUAUCCAGACUUAACCGGGCUGGCCUUGGUACUCGAAUACAUGCCUGAAACCUUAUACGGAAAAUUGAGGAACGAAAUGAAUCCACUAAGUAGACAACAAAUACGAAAGUUCGCACUAAUGAUGCUUAAGGGAAUCGAAUAUUUGCACAACAUCGGUAUAAUGCAUAGAGACAUAAAACCAGCCAAUAUGCUCAUAAGUGAAGACGAAACUCUUAAAAUAGCUGAUUUCGGUUUGGCGCGUUUGUAUUUUCCAAAAGAAGAAAAUAAGUUAUAUUCACCUCAAGUGUCUACGCGGUGGUAUAGAGCACCAGAAAUACUUUGGGGGAGUCAAAAGUAUGGUCCAGCUGUUGACAUGUGGGCAGCCGGUUGUGUUUUUGCUGAAAUGCUUCGGGGAGUUCCAUUGUUUCCUGGUGCAACCGAUAUCGAACAAUUGGCUCUUGUUAUAAGAACAUUAGGCAACCCAAGGCUCAAUGAGUGGCCAGAUCUUACUUCAUUACCGGAUUAUAACAAAAUACGGUUCCCAAAUGCGGUUGGAGUUCAUUGGGAUAACCUAUUUCCUAGUUGCACGCAUGCAGUCGAAAUCAAUUUGGUAUCGAACCUAGUUGUCUACAAUCCGAAGAAUCGCCUAACUGCCACAGAGGCAUUCAAUCAUGACUAUUUCCAAUGAGCUCAAAGGAGAGGGAUUCCAUAUGCACUGAUUAACUAAAAAACUGUUAAAUAAGUGUAGCGGAGUGUGGAUAUUCAACUGUAUUCGACAUAUUACACUGAUUCAUUAGCCAAUGAAGCUUAUUUUUGGACUAUUAACAGCAAUGCUACCUUUUUACAAAGCGCUAGUUUAGAACUGAACUUGAAUCAUAAAUUUUAAGUGA
Anastrepha obliqua is the source of this 1121-nucleotide messenger RNA. Its product is annotated as cyclin-dependent kinase 20. Gene Ontology annotation, cellular component: nucleus. The record is from RefSeq and is a predicted model, not a curated record. The coding region runs from base 32 to 919 and encodes 295 amino acids. Gene Ontology annotation, molecular function: cyclin-dependent protein serine/threonine kinase activity; ATP binding. Gene Ontology annotation, biological process: protein phosphorylation. The transcript is spliced from 6 exons. NCBI's taxonomy places the organism in Eukaryota, Metazoa, Arthropoda, Insecta, Diptera, Tephritidae.